Messenger RNA from Zingiber officinale, 1816 nucleotides. RefSeq names its product UPF0496 protein 1-like. The record is from RefSeq and is a predicted model, not a curated record. NCBI's taxonomy places the organism in Eukaryota, Viridiplantae, Streptophyta, Magnoliopsida, Zingiberales, Zingiberaceae. The transcript is spliced from 3 exons. Bases 306 to 1526 code for a protein of 406 amino acids.
UUUAGCUGAGGUCAGAGCGCCAUUCAUGAACUACGACAUUCUUGCUCCUUUCUCCUCCUCGUCGUCAUCUCCCUUUUGACUUUCUUUGUUCCUUCCUGGAAGCUGCAGCGAUGGAGCUUGGACAAGAGGGCAUAGGAAUUGUCGAAGUUUUCUUCGCCGAUUGGUUUCUAAUCCGUUCCUAAUUUUAUCGGUGCGAAAAUCUUUUCCCUCUUCUAUUUCUGCCCUGGAUUCCUCUUUGUUCAUCUUAAAUCUGCAUCUAGUCUCUGACGUUUAGAAAUUUCAAGCUUUGCGAAAGUUCAGUCCGGAUGGGUGGUCAGCUUGGCAAGAGGCCCAGCAUGAGAACAGAUCGACGUGAUAGUCACCGCGGAAGCAGUAGUAUCAGUGGCGGUGACCAAGUCAACGUUGACGCCGUCGGCCGUGUUGAUCCCGGUCCGAUUGGCAUCAAUUACUCCGACGAACUGAGCUACUACGAGGCCGCAUGCCACGAUGACCCUGAGCUCCGAUCGUUCGACUCCAUGCUCCAGCAGCGCACUAGGCACGCCAUAUCCACCCUGGCUUAUGGUGUUGAGCUUCGGUCCCUUUCCUUCAACACUCUCAAGGAGGUCACUGGCUGCAUCUUUGAGACAAACAACGAAGUGGUUCUUGCUAUUCUGAAAUGCAAGGAUGACAUCUGCAAAAACACCGAGCUCUUUGACCUUGUCAAUGACUACUUCGAGUGCAGCAUCAAGACCCUUGACUACUGUACUGAGCUAGAGAAGUGCCUCAAGAAAGCUCGCGAUAGACAUCUGAUUAUCCAAUUUGCUCUGCAGCACUUUGAGGAGGAGGACAAGGAGAAGAAUGGAGUUGAAGCUGAAGGAAAUGUCAAGAAAUACACAAUGACCAUAGAGAAAUUGAGCAAAUUUAAGGCUGCUGGUAAUCCGUUCACUGAUGAAUUCUCUCAACUCUUCAGAUCUGUUUAUAGCCAGCAGCAGCAAAUGCUCAAGAAACUGCUAAUCAGAAAGAAGAAGCUUGAUAAGAAGAUGAAAUCCAUACGGUCAUGGAGGAAAAUGUCAAACAUACUUUUCGUGGCUGCUCUUGCAACUGUCAUUAUAUGCACUGUUGUUGCAGCUGCUAUUGCUGCACCUCCUGUUGCAGCUGCAUUGGCUGCUGCAUCUUCAAUUCCGAUUGGUUCUUUGGGAAGUUGGAUUAACUCAUUGUUAAAGAACUAUCAGAACACUGUGGGAGCAGAGAAAGAGCUUCUUACUUCAAUGCAAGUUGGAACAUGGAUUUCUUUAAAAGACCUAGAUACUAUAAGAGUGCUGGUUGAUAAGUUGGGGGUUCAUUUCAAUUCACUGCUGGAAAAUGCAGAUUUUGCCCUUAAGAAUGAGGAAGUAGUAAAGUUCGCAAUUGAAGAAAUCAAGCAGAACUUGGAAGUUUUCAUGAAGAACAUUGAGGAAUUGGGAAAGCAAGUGGAUGAGUGCAGCAGGAAUACAAGGAAAGCAAGAACAUUGGUGUUAAAGAAGAUCGUCAACCACCCAAACAAGUAGAAUAAUUUGUUGGUUUUUCAUAGACCUUACGAGAUGCCGCUGCCACUUAUUGUGAAAAAGAGAGAUUCAUGCUGAUUUUGGAUAUCAAUAACAUAUGUAUGACUUAGUGACAAAGCUCACAAAGUGCAUCCCCAGUUGAAGAAGCUUGACAUAGUAGAUGUUGGAAGAUAAUUCAAUCAUUGUAUCCAAUGGCUCAUGGUACUUAACAUGUUCCUGUAGUCUUUCUUGCCAAUUAAAACUGCCUAAGACUGGUGAAAUGUUGAAUCUCAUGCAUGACUUCAUUGGUAAUC